Molecule: messenger RNA, 1668 nt
Organism: Lactuca saligna
Lineage: Eukaryota; Viridiplantae; Streptophyta; Magnoliopsida; Asterales; Asteraceae
Source: the annotation of a GenBank genome assembly
AUGUUCCAGACCAAAAGAAUAUGUGUCAUAGAACAUUCUAGAACAACCAUUCAGACUAUUCCGGCUUGCAAUGAUAUAUUCUUAACAGACGCACUCCGAAAUACCAUUCCGGAACAGUUCAAUGCAUUCCGACCUUGUUCUGCAUAUUCCGGACAUGAUCUUCAGCAGAAAAUGAUGGCUGGAGUAGGAGGUGGAGGAGGAUCCAAGAAACUCAAGAGAGCAGCUCGGAGAUUACUUCAUACCUGCGGCUCCUUCUCUUUCCGGCAAUCUCAUCUCGAACCCCCUUCCCCCACCGUGGUAAUUGCAUCAGGUUCGACUAAUAAUUCUCCCAAACCCAGCAAGGUUAAUCCAGAUAAUUUUACAGAAAAUGUUUCCAACGCAGAUCCAACCACUUCUUCUUCCAAGACGAUGUGUGCGAUUUGUCUAGAAACUCUCAACUACAGUUCAUGCAGUACUCCAGGGCAAGCUAUAUUCACAGCUCAAUGCUCUCACGCUUUCCAUUUCGAUUGUAUCGCCUCCAAUGUCCGGCACGGCGGCGUCACCUGCCCUAUCUGCCGUGCGCAGUGGACCCACCUCCCGCGUAACCUCAAAACCCCACCUUACUCAAACCUAACCGACGACCCAAUCCUUCAAAUCCUCGACGACUCCAUAGCCACUUUCCGGGUUCACCGCAGAUCCAUUUUAAGAACCGCCCGUUACAACGACGACGACCCGAUCGAACCGAGUCAUGGUCUCGACCUCAACCACCCACGGCUCCAUCUCUCCAUCUUAACCACCGAACCACAUCCCUCAUGCUCUUCAUCUCAACCUCUGGACUCCACCUACCGACCCGCGUGUCUCUCGGUUCGACUCGCGCACCAACCCGCCAUGGAUCUGGUUCUAGUCGCGUGUCCAAAUGGGCCCCACCUUCGGCUCAUAAAACAAUCGAUGGCACUGGUGGUGUUUUCACUCCGGCCGAUUGACCGGUUGGCGGUGGUGACGUACUCGUCGGCUGCCGCCCGUGUGUUCCCCCUCCGGCGAAUGACAUCAUACGGGAAACGGGCGGCACUGCAGGUGAUUGACCGGUUGUUCUACAUGGGUCAGGCGGACCCGGUGGAGGGGUUGAAAAAGGGGGUGAAGGUGUUGGGGGACCGGGCUUAUGAGAACCCGCAAUCGUGUAUUCUACAUUUGUCGGAUAAUCCGACAAGAUCUUACCACGGGUUUGAUGCUGAGGUGGCGGUGCGGGUCCACCGGUUUCAUGUGGGGUAUAGUUUUGGGACAUCGAAUGGGUUUGUGAUGCAUGAGUUUGAGGAGUUUUUGGGGAGAGUGAUUGGGGAUAAAAUAAGGGAUAUUCAGCUUCGGAUUAGGGAGGAUGGUAGGGUGGUGAGGCUGGGGGAGUUGAGUGGUGGGGAGGAGCGGAGGAUUCCGGUGAGUGUCAGGGAAGGUGGGAGUGUUUGGGUUGAGUAUAGUUAUAUUGAAGAUGGGGUUCGGGAAUGCCUGAGGAGUGGGGAAGUGGUGGUGGGAGUGGGAUUAGGGGAGAAAGGAGAGGCGGCAGGUGGUGGUGGUGGUGGUGGGGAUGGUGGUGGAGGGAAUGAAGAUGGUCGGAGUAGUAAUGCUGGGAACUGGGAUUACCAUGAUCCGUACAUGGCUAGAAGAUGGGCUAAGCAUCUGCAUGGUUACAGACUCUGA